AUGGCGAAGUUUCAAAGUGAUUUAAAUUCUGGAAUUCAUUGCCCCGUACACGGAUGGAAACGUUCUUCAUUUCAUAUAUGUAAUUCCUCUCCUCCUUCUUCUAAGAAAUGUAUAUCUACUACGAAAUAUUGUUUAAAUAUCUUUAAAGAAUCCUCAAUACCCGGAGUUAACAAUAUAGCUGCUGCUAAAGGGAAAUUUGAAAGGUUUAUUUGGAUAUUUAUCGUUAUUUGUUGCUUGACUGGAUUCAUAUACCAAGUAACACUCUUUCUUCGACAUUAUUAUAACUAUCCUACAAGAGUACAAGUACUUGUUAAGACGGAAGGUUUAAUGGAGUUCCCUUCUGUAACGCUCUGUAACAACAACAGAAUUAGGAAGAGCGAAUAUUGUAAGUAUAAUAAGAGUUCGUGCUCUUCUGAUCCUAUAGAACUUGACGAAAUGAAACUGAAAGAAAAAGAAAUUCCCAAGUUACAACUUCAGCUUCUAGUUGAAGAUAGGCCCGAUAUUCGGAAGAUUUUGGGUCAUAAUAUAUCGGAUAUGAUAGUCUCGUGUACAUUUACAGGCAUACCGCCCAUGAAAGGAAGAGAAUGUGUCAACCGUUUUGAAUAUUUUUAUGAUCCGGAUUUCGGGAAUUGUUAUAGUUUAGAAUCGGUAGAAGACGAUGGAGACGCCCUAAGAGCUUCUGAAUCUGAUGUUUGGCAAGAAUUAAGUGAAUUAGUUUUAGUUUUGAACGUUGAAGAAGAUGAAUAUUUGGAACCGUCGAGAGACGUAGCCAUUACAGUUGUUAUGCAUACUACAGAUGUUUAUCCUGAUCCUUUUUCGGAAGGACACGAAAUUCGUCCGGGAUUUUCUUAUAAAUUUGGCGUACAAAAGACAUCCAUUCAGUUACUUCCACCUCCUUAUAAAACUAAUUGUACAGAAUAUAGUAAAUUGGAAUGGGAAAAGAACAACGAUAGGAUGUCAAAUACAAGAAUGUGUACUGCAGAAUGUUCCCAGUCUAUCCAAUUGAAGAAGUGUAAUUACAUUACUGAUGAAUUAAGUCUAUUUUUUGACGACGUUCCCUGGAAAGAUGGAGAGAAAGACGAAG
This is a messenger RNA of Centruroides sculpturatus (bark scorpion), 1084 nucleotides long. Its product is annotated as acid-sensing ion channel 4-like. Gene Ontology annotation, biological process: sodium ion transmembrane transport. The transcript is spliced from 7 exons. Gene Ontology annotation, molecular function: ligand-gated sodium channel activity. Gene Ontology annotation, cellular component: membrane. The annotation marks the transcript as partial. NCBI's taxonomy places the organism in Eukaryota, Metazoa, Arthropoda, Arachnida, Scorpiones, Buthidae. The record is from RefSeq and is a predicted model, not a curated record.